Messenger RNA from Equus caballus (horse), 3431 nucleotides. It is a transcript of the gene VEZT, whose product is annotated as vezatin, adherens junctions transmembrane protein. Gene Ontology annotation, molecular function: myosin binding. Gene Ontology annotation, cellular component: plasma membrane. Gene Ontology annotation, biological process: cell-cell adhesion. The record is from RefSeq and is a predicted model, not a curated record. NCBI's taxonomy places the organism in Eukaryota, Metazoa, Chordata, Mammalia, Perissodactyla, Equidae.
AUUGCAGUUUUCUAGAAACACCGGACCCCAGGAGCAGAGGCUUGGGUGCCGCCUGUUCUCCCGCCUUCAUUUCCCAUCGUGCUGAGGCGGGUGGCAUGGCGGAGAAGGAUGACACCGGAGUUUGACGAAGAGGUGGUGUUUGAGAAUUCUCCACUUUACCAGUACUUACAGGAUCUGGGACACACAGACUUUGAAAUAUGUUCUUCUCUGUCACCAAAGCCAGAAAAAUGCACAGUGACAGAGGGACAACAAAAGCCUCCUACAAGAGCCCUGCCAAAACGAGGCAUCCUGUUAAAAGUGGCUGAAACCAUCCAAAGUUGGAUUUUUUCUCAGUGCAAUAGGAAUGAUGACUUACUUCGCAAGUUGAAUAUCAUCUCUAUCCAGGUGGAGCCAUCCUCAUUCUUCAGUGAUGCUAGGACUGUGGAUAUUGGAUUCCGACUCGACUCGCUACAUACCAUCCUGCAACAGGAAGUCCUGUUACAAGAGGAUGUGGAGCUGAUUGAGCUACUUGAUCCCAGUAUCCUGUCUGCAGGGCAACCUCAACAACAGGAAAAUGGACACCUUCCAACACUUUGCUCCCUGGCAACCCCUAAUAUUUGGGAUGUCUCAGUGCUAUUUGCCUUCAUUAGUUUGCUCAUUAUGCUUCCCACUUGGUGGAUUGUAUCUUCCUGGCUGCUAUGGGGAGUGAUUCUGUUUGUUUAUCUGAUCAUAAAAGUUUUGAGAUUAUGGAGGACAGCCAAACUACAAGUAACCCUAAAAAAAUACAAUGUUCUUUUGGAAGAUACAGCAACAAAUAGCCGAGCUUUUACUAACCUUGUGAGAAAAGCUUUACGUCUCAUUCAAGAAACUGAAGUCAUUUCCAGAGGAUUUACACUUUUGCUUGACAGGGUCAGUGCUGCUUGCCCAUUUAAUAAAGCUGGACAGCAUCCCAGUCAGCAUCUCAUCGGUCUGCGGAAAGCUGUCUACAGAACAGUAAGAGCCAACUUUCAAGCAGCAAGGCUAGCUACCCUAUAUAUGCUGAAAAACUACCCCCUGAACUCUGAGAGUGACAAUGUAACCAACUACAUCUGUGUGGUGCCUUUUAAGGAGCUGGGCCUUGGACUUAGUGAAGAGCAGAUUUCAGAAGAGGAAGCGCAUAACCUUACAGAUGGCUUCAGCCUGCCUGCGUUGAAGGUUUUGUUCCAACUCUGGGUGGCACAGAGUUCAGAGUUCUUCAGACGGUUAGCCCUGUUACUUUCUACAGCUAAUUCACCUCCUGGGCCGUUCCUUACUCCAGCACUUUUGCCUCAUCAUAUUUUAUCCGAUGUGACUCAAGGUCUCCCUCGUGCCCAUUCUGCCUGCUUGGAGGAGCUUAAGCGCAGCUAUGAGUUCUAUCGGUACUUUGAAACUCAGCACCAGUCAGUGCCCCAGCGUCUAUCCAAAACUCAACAGAAGUCGAGAGAACUGAGCAACAUUCACACAGCAGUGCGCAGCUUACAGCUCCAUCUGAAAGCAUUGCUGAAUGAGGUAAUAAUUCUUGAAGAUGAACUUGAAAAGCUUGUUUGUACUAAAGAAACACAAGAACUAGUGUCAGAAGCUUAUCAAAUCCUAGAACAGAAAUUAAAGUUGAUUCAGCCCCAUGUUCAAGCGAGCAACAACUGCUGGGAAGAGGCCAUUUCUCAAGUGGACAAACUGCUACGAAGGAACACCGAUAAGAAAGCCAAGCCUGAAACAGCAUGUGAAAACCCACACUGUACUGUAGUACCGUUGAUGCAGCCUGCUCUACACAUCGCAGACAAAGAUCCCAUCCCCGAGGAGCAGGAAUUAGAAGCUUAUGUUGAUGAUAUAGAUAUGGACAGUGAUUUCAGAAAGGAUGAUUUUUAUUACUUGUCUCAAGAAGACAGAGAGAGACAGAAGCGUGAGCAUGAAGAAUCCAAGAGGGUACUCCAAGAAUUAAAAUCUGUGCUGGGAUUUAAAGCAUCCGAGGCAGAAAGGCAGAAGUGGAAGCAACUUCUGUUUAGUGAUCACGCUGUGUUGAAAUCCUUGUCUCCUGUAGACCCAGUGGAACCCAUAAGUAAUUCAGAACCAUCAGUGGAUUCAGAUAUGGGGGAAGUUGGUAAAAAUGAUACUGAAGAGGAAAAUAGUAAACUUUCCACAACUGACAAUGAAAUAAGUAGUAGGACUGAGUAUUUAUGUGAAAACCCUCUAGAUGGUAACAAUAAAGACAGUUCUGCAAAUGAAGUCUUCUUCCAAAGAGCUGAAGAAAGAGUGUGUUACCAAUGUGACAGUGAAGAUGAAUCUCAGCAGGCAGACGUAGGUGGCCUGGCCACUGCCCGUCCAACUCCCAGGGAUUCGUCACAGCCCUCCAUUAGGCAGAGGCUGGCACAGCUACAUCUGUCACCGGAUUUUACCUUCACUGCUGGCCUCGCUGCAGAAGUGGCUGCUAGAUCUCUCUCCUUCACCACCAUGCAGGAACAGACUUUUGGUGAUGAGGAGGAAGAACAAAUAAUACAAGAAAAUAAAAAUGAGGUAGAAGAAAAGUAAGACCCAAGAUUGACACGAAGGAUUUGAAAUUGUUCCUUUUUUAAGAAAGUGUUUUAGCUUCAAGACUAGAUAUUCCACUGGAAAGGGAAAAUGAGUGUAACUUUACUACAUAUAAAGCUAAGAUGUGAAUUUACAGGAAGAACCUUGUUUUGAACAACUGAUCUGAAAGUAGUUACCUGUAAAUGGCAGAUCCUAUAGAAAAUAAGAGGAAGGUAAGGGCUCUUUUGCAUAAACUGCUGUUUUGUUUGCAGCACAACUGAUUGAUCUUGGAAAUUCUUUAAGUACUUUUAAUAACAAAUGAAUUUAUCAUUUCUUGCCAGAAUUUGCUGCCAUGAAAUGACUGGGAUAAUUCUGUUGCAAGAACAUUAAACAUUUAGUAUGACUCCUUUUUACUGUAUUCUUGCAGUUAAUAACUGCAGCUAUUAUGUUAAUAACAAGUUGUUUGUAUUUUAUUUUUGUUUAUACCAGUCUUAAAACAAAGAUGCAGGUUCUGAAUAAAAAAUAAUUGAAUCCAUGCAAUUGAUGUGUACUGGGAUUUGGGACUAAAACGUAGUUUUAUAGGUACUUGGGGUAUGAUGUAUUUCUUAUGUUUCCUUGUUCAUAUGUGUAUUCACUAUUUAAUUCAAAGAUUUCCUAAUGAUCUUUUUAAGAAAAACAUUGUAUCAUUUUGAGAAUUACCUUUUCAAUUUUUUGUGUGUUUAUGUUUUUCUAUUCUUGUUCCAACCCUAGAGAUAAUGUCAAUGUGGGAUCCCUAAGGAUCCAAGGCCUCAGCCCCAACUUUGCAAAAAGUUCUUUUUAUCAAUUUGCCUAGAGAUAAUGGGUGCCAUUAUCACAAGCAAGUCAAGAUGCUACUGGCUUCUAGCCUGAGGCUGUACGGUCUCCACCCUAAUAAAAUUCUGGAAACAUCC